GCCAUCUAUACAUCUGCAACACAGGAUGGAGGACGAUGAAAUCAUUUCGAAAACGGAGGCAAUUUGUCGUGUGUGUUUGAAGACUGUUUCUAAGUACACAUGUCCUCGCUGUCACCUCCAAUACUGCAGUGUGACUUGCUACAGGAGCCCACACCAUGAAAACUGCAGUGAGAGCUUCUACAGGGACUGGGUCAUGGAAGGUCUCAAAGAUUAUGGCUCAAGCAAAGAAGAUAAACUGAAGGUUCGGGACAUGCUACAAAGGUUAAAUACAGAUCAGCUGGCAGACAGGGAGGAUCAUGGCAAGAAUUCGGUACAUACACAGAGGUUAAACACAGAUCAGCUGGGAGACGGGGAGGAUCAUGAGAGUGAAGACAAUGAAGAUGAAGCAGAAGAGUUUCCAAGUCUAGCAGAUAGAAUCCAAGGUUUGGACUUAGACCAAGACACUGAAAAAAUUUGGGAAAAACUCACUCAGUGGGAAAAACAAGAAUUUGAGGAGAUGGCUAAAGAUGGCAGGCUGCUUAACUUAGUAGAACAGUGGGACCCUUGGUGGAAUAUAAAG
This is a messenger RNA of Lingula anatina, 559 nucleotides long. RefSeq names its product zinc finger HIT domain-containing protein 2. The record is from RefSeq and is a predicted model, not a curated record. NCBI's taxonomy places the organism in Eukaryota, Metazoa, Brachiopoda, Lingulata, Lingulida, Lingulidae.